Messenger RNA from Hypoxylon trugodes, 2441 nucleotides. RefSeq names its product cAMP phosphodiesterases class-II-domain-containing protein. Gene Ontology annotation, molecular function: 3',5'-cyclic-GMP phosphodiesterase activity; 3',5'-cyclic-AMP phosphodiesterase activity. Lineage: Eukaryota; Fungi; Ascomycota; Sordariomycetes; Xylariales; Hypoxylaceae. The coding region runs from base 276 to 1868 and encodes 530 amino acids. The record is from RefSeq and is a predicted model, not a curated record. The transcript is spliced from 3 exons. Gene Ontology annotation, biological process: cGMP catabolic process; negative regulation of glucose mediated signaling pathway; cAMP catabolic process.
GCUCUAAGGUUUUCCAAGGGUUUCGAUACUUGUAGCGCCGUGUUAAGGUGUCUAGGGAGAAGGACGAAAAUAAACGGCCUCGACAAUUACGCAUCGCCUCCCAAGUCAAACAUUCCCAAAAGAAAAGAAAAAAAUACAAGGGAAAAAAAAAGAAGGAAAUCCAAUCCACCCAAUUUCGCAAGAAAAGGAAUCGUUUCACGCCUUUUUCAAUUUAUUCAACACAUGCGACAACGACAAACAAUAUUAAAGAAACCAAUCUGUUUCUAAACAGCUGAAUGAGACGAAAAGGCAAUUGUCGCACUCACCACCAACCACGGUCGCGGAUCAUGGCAAAGCAAGAUGGUACGAGAAAUGCAAGUCAGCCUGCCUUGCAGGUCAUUGUGUUGGGCUCUGGCGGCGGACCGCAAGAACAUAAUGUUACCGCUCUUCUGGUAAGAUCAAUAAGAUCUGGUUGGGGUCGGGGCUCUAUAGUUGCCCUCGAUGCUGGUGUUCAUCUAUCCGCGAUCACUCGAAUUCUCGAGGAGACGCAACCAUCAGGACUCGGCGCCGAAAUUGCGUUGCCACAUGUCCUAGAAUCAGGUCCUUUUAAGGGUAUGGAAAUUCACUCGCCAUCCGCCUCUACCAACGCAGCACAUGUAACGAAACAUCUCAUCGACGCAUAUCUAAUCACACACCCCCAUCUUGACCAUAUCAGUGGAUUCGUCAUCAACACUGCAGGUCUACCGGGAACGAGGCCGAAGCGACUCGCAGGAUUACCCUCCACCAUCUCCGCAUUCAAGACCCAUAUCUUCAACAACGUUAUCUGGCCUAAUUUGUCAGAUGAAAACAAUGGCGCCGGGUUAGUAACCUACACGCGCCUCGUCGAGGGAGGUAGCCCGGCUCUUGGCGAAGGAGCCGGCAAGGGAUACCUUGAGGUCAGUGAUGACCUUACAGUCAAGGUUUUCAGCGUCAGCCAUGGGCAUUGUAUGGAAAGACAUACCCAUCGAGGUUCUACGUCUUCUUCUCGCUUUGGUAGCAUGGACAUCUCAGCUAUGCCGUCCCCAAGAGGUGUCCAGGGUAGUAACGCUGCUUCAGGACCGUCGUCUAUUUUCCGACCGUCCAGUGUCGGACACACAUCGGGGGUCCAAGAACGAGAGUCGAUAUGCGUUUAUGAUUCGAGUGCAUACUUCAUCCGAGAUUCAAUCAGUGGCCGUGAAGUUCUGAUGUUCGGUGACGUGGAACCCGAUAGUAUCUCACUAUCACCAAGAAACAUUGGAGUCUGGCAAGAAGCUGCCCCGAGAAUAGCUAAGGGAAAUCUUGCGGCGAUCUUCAUCGAGUGUUCUUAUGACGAUAGCCAGACCGACGACCGAUUAUUCGGCCAUUUGACACCGCGCUACAUCAUCCAGGAAUUGAAGGCUCUCGCUGAAGAGGUUGAAACGGCUCGGCAGAUUCUAGUUAAGCUCAAACCGAAUAAGAAACGCAAGAGGGAACUGGAAGAGGCGAAUAGAAGGACGAACCGAGCCACUGCUAGAGCUGGUGGAGACGACGGUCCCGUUUCGCCGAAGUCGAUUCGACCGCGAGGAGGUUCAGGCUCGGCGUCAGUCCCUAGUGAGAAUGGUUUUGACUCACCGCACACCGGAACCCCAGCCACAGAGAUUGAUUUCAAAGAGUAUGAAUCGAAUAUGACACCGGCAUCUUUCACUAGUCCUCAGAAGGCAACCCAUCCUCUCAGGGGCCUGAAGGUGGUUAUCAUCCACGUCAAGGAGAAGCUUAAUGAUGACGAACCGGCGAGAGAUACGAUAUUGAACGAACUCCUAGCGCACGAAAGGGACGCUGAACUGGGUUGCGACUUCAUCGUAUCGAAAAUGGGACAAAGUCUCAUGUUUUGAUUUCUGUUUCUAUUGCAUAUACGACUAGGGGAUGUUUCUUAUCGAUACGAUAUAGCACGAGGGCAUGUGGCGCGUGGUGUUUGUAUGUAUGAGUUCUGUGCGACUUGUGUGAAAUAAGGGCCUCGUUUGUUUCUUCUUUUUUUCUAUCUGGUUAGACAUGAGGCAACGGCGUUUUGAGGAUUUUCUGUGAGCAGAGCAAGAGGUAAUCUCUACCCAUGUACUUUUGUCAGGCGUCAAGGUCUCGAAUACCUAGGUCUUAGAUGAGGAUGCUCGGAGCACGAUAAUUUGAGGCGCAACAAUACAAUUAGGCGGCAUGAAAAUACCGUCAGUUACUUAUUUAUGUUUCGUCAUCGGACAUCUUGAAAGUUUUUAAAGUUCCUAAUGUUUGUAAUCAUCUACUUAUUAUCUUGGGUGCUAAUAUCCUCCAGCUCGGAGCUUUUAUUUUCUCCCCGGAGUAUUUGAAUUCGGCGACAUUUCUUAGUCCUAUGCCACCCAAUAUGUCCUAAAUACUAGCAUGUGAAGCGCUAUAUUACGAGGCCCCAAUCCACUACGUCAUUACGUGGCUAUCGAAAU